AUGCUACAUUCAGCCUCUGAAACCCCAACCCAACUGCUACGUUUAGCCGCCAAACGGGACGAUCCCAAGACUCAACUGCCCUCGAAGCAGACGAGAGACUCUCUCUGCGGUCUCGGAGCCUUCAACAAGCCUUUCACGAUUCAAGCACAUUCAGAAUCGCCUUACAAGAAUAAGCCCGUCAUUUUCAGACCGGUACGAGUGAUUGGGCGUUCACAGCUGCCUUUGACCUUCCUCGACAUUUCCGAUGACGAGAACUUCGCCCCAAAUAGCCUCUUCACCGCUCAAAUCGAUAUAUUAGAAGACAGAGAGCAUGGCAAUCAAGAACAUGCAGUCCCCAAGAUACUCGUUGCACGGUUCGAGGCGAAGAACACACUAUACGCCAUAGAGCGGGUACAGCCACGCAUCUAUAGUAUAUGUAGGCUUGCGAAUUGGCUUAAGGAGAAAGACGUCACAGACUUGUGGGAUCCUACAAAUCUGAAGGUGCUGCCAACACGCCCGAGAACGGAGGCGAGUGCGGCUGGACGAGGAGAAUGGUGGCAGCAAGCCGCGGUAGAGACGCACAUUGUGGAACUACCAGCGAAACGAGCGCGGAUGACGAUGAUACGACCGAAAUUACGACCAGAGACAACGAUGGAGCAUGCACAACAGCCAGACAUGGCUCCGGAAGCUUCAGGAACCGAGCAUUUGGACACGAUCCCCACCGAGCUCCCUCUAGAGCUCAUGCCGGACGCGCCAUCGCCGCAAGAACAACUCGAUCUCUUGGUUCAACACUACUUGGACGCAGUCUACAUGUCUAAGACCUCACUGGCAUAUCUUGCAAAGGGCCCGAUCACUCGGAUACGGAACACGUUCACCUCGGCUGAAGAGGGAGCGCCAGCUACACAUGAACUCGUCGCGUUCUUAAGGACUAUGUUGCUGAGUCCCAAAGCUAGCGAGAAGAAGUAUCACGACAAACUACCAUCGUUGAUCAAAGAAAUUCCACCCGGAAGCUAUUCGGAUGAUGAGCACGCUGCAGGCGCCAGCAAGCCGAAGAAGUCAAAGAAAAAGGUGAAGCUCAGUCGAGAGGGCGUAUACCCGCAAGAAGAGGCGUUGGUCAAGAAAUGGUGGCAGUCCGAAUUGCCAAGUGGCGACAGUAUGGCUACAGAGACUCUAGAUCAGCGCAUCAAGAGGCGUAUCGGAGAUCUCCGGGUCCGCGAGACGCUCGCUCAGCUGAUUCUUAUGCUUGAGAUCGUCGCACUGGAAGCUCUUUCUACAAGUAAACCACUAGAGCAGCAAACCACUGCCGACGGAGCCCAGACUCAGAGCGAGCCGAAGAAGCGCAAGAAGAAACUCGACGACAUUAACCUUCAACUCGAUUUACUGCUGGACAAGCUAUGCAUCUGGCAUGCUACUGAAGAAUUAGGCAUAUUGGACUUUGAUGCAAAGCCAUCAAGACAUGAUGGAUCCGACGGAUCUGGAAGGAACGGUUCUAGUGAUCGCUUACACAGUUUCUGUGUUGAAGUCAUAAUCCCCUUCUACAUCAACCGACUACCUGAGCAGGCGCUCGUGGUCAACAAGAAGCUUGGUGGGCCCACGCAUAGCUUGCCAACCAAACGAAAGGCAGUGAGACCGCCACUCACCUCACGCAAAUCCGGAAGUUCAAAGGAACCUGACGUGAAGAAGUCACGACGCUCAUUAGCCCGUGUUGCCACAGACAAUACGGGACGGACCAUUGAGCGAACAACACCUUCUCUGAGCCGAUGUGCCACCGAUUCGGCACUUCUAGACGGCAUCAAACGAGAGGGUAGUGAGGUCCCUCUUUCAGCCAUACCUUUUCGACGGAGCCCGUCCAAAAGCGCUCGGCAAUCGAUGUCCCAGAUCCGGCAUCUGCAGGGCCGUCAAAUUGAUCUCGCUCAGCCUUCGGCUGCUGCAUCAGCUAAGAUAAAGCACAAGCAGCGAGUCGAAGAGGAUCUUCAAGAGGCUAUAUUAGCGUUGAAGAAGCCCAAUCGUGGACUAGCCGCUGGUGGCUACGUUGCCGACAUCGAGCAACGUGGUCUGGGCUUGCCCAACAAGUCGAGAAAGCCAACGGUUACCGUAAGAAAGACUAUCAAGGACGUUCAGGUAUCUGCAACGCCUCGGGUUGGCAAGAGGACGAAGAAUAUGGUUGAGCAGACGCCGACCCACUAUCACUAUGACCCGUUUGUUAGGUCUCCCGGCGCGGAAGUGCCUUCUUCCAGCGGACUCUGCGUGCCGUCUUCAGGAGUGCGUCCACCAGCUGCGAUGGUGCCGGCAACGGGCCACCGCCACACGACGGCUCGAAAUCUAGCGCAGUCGGGCAUUGCCGAGACACCGUCCAAGGCGCCAAAUAGCCAACCCUUCUCGACAGAUUCAGUCCGGAGGAAGAUCUUCGCAACGCCAUUGAAGGCGGCGACGUCGUCUUCUUCGGGCGGCAGAGAUUUCGCGCAGUCGCAUGUGUUCGAGACUCCUGUCAAAGCUCGAGGCAUUUCACCUCAUGACGAUACCGACUUUGCACUUCCUGCGCUUUUUGCUACACCCACCAAACCUGUGUCUGCCCCAGAAAGCGGGGUCGCUCCAGCGGCACUCGCUGCAUCGAACAACAAUGAUGCCGAAGCGUCGAUAUACGAUGCCCUUGGAUGGAACGACGAUGAUAAUGGCUUCUGA
This is a messenger RNA of Alternaria atra, 2661 nucleotides long. RefSeq lists its product as uncharacterized. Bases 1 to 2661 code for a protein of 886 amino acids. Gene Ontology annotation, biological process: DNA replication initiation. Lineage: Eukaryota; Fungi; Ascomycota; Dothideomycetes; Pleosporales; Pleosporaceae. Gene Ontology annotation, cellular component: DNA replication preinitiation complex. The record is from RefSeq and is a predicted model, not a curated record. The transcript has a single exon.